Messenger RNA from Arachis duranensis, 1845 nucleotides. RefSeq lists its product as uncharacterized. The transcript is spliced from 6 exons. Bases 1 to 1845 code for a protein of 614 amino acids. The record is from RefSeq and is a predicted model, not a curated record. NCBI's taxonomy places the organism in Eukaryota, Viridiplantae, Streptophyta, Magnoliopsida, Fabales, Fabaceae.
AUGCAAUACAAUGCACCAGAGACUAUAUACCACAAACAGGCACGAGCAAUACAAGAACAAGGGGGGAAAAAGUUUGAGAAGUUAAGGAUAGCCUUUGAACGCUCUCAGGCUGAGCUGAAACUGGAACAAAAAUCAAGAUCUAAUGCUUUGGUUAAGAAGCCAGGAAAGAGGCCACCAGGUCGACCCUCACAGGAACCUAUUGGCUCUGAUUUCUCCUCAAGGGCAACUCCUGCUACUACUGGUGAUCUACAGCCAACAUCUUAUCCAGUGCAAGGGGGUAGCUGGAGAGGUCUUCUCUCUCAGAUGGGAAGGAGGUCGUUAGCGCUUGAUGAGGAUCAUCGUGCAUCUUAUAAUAUGUCAAAUCAAUCAAUUACACGAUCAGAUUCAAUAUUUAUGACUUUUGAGACUGAACCAAAGCAUCUAGUCACUGUAUAUUACUCCUAUGCUAGGAGUUUGGCUCGAUUUAGUGCUAGUCUAGGGCUUAUUGCUUGGAAAGUUGCUUCCCAGAAGAUUCAGCAGACGCUGUCAGAUGGCUAUAAAUUUGGUCAUGGUUGGGUUGGAGUGUAUGAACCACUUUCAACCCCAGGAUUAAUGUUUAACAACCAUAUCCAAAAGGAUGAUAGUCUGGUUAGGAAGUUGCAUUCUAGUAGUGAAUUUAUAAAGGGUGAUAGAAAUUGUAAGAUUGUGGAACCCACUGUUGAACACCAUGGCAAUGGGCAAGUUUUUCAGGGAAAGCAGUCUUCAAUUUGUCCUCCCAAUGGGCUUGCAUCAGAGGGAAAACCCUUUUUGUUUGGUUCUGGAGGGAUAAGGCCCAAUACUUCUGCAGACCUUGACAAUCUUGAUAAUCAGAAACAGAGUGUCCAAUCGAAGAGUUUCAGCAAGUCUGAGACUCAAGGUUUCAAACAAGUGGGGUUGAACUCUGCACUUUCAGCUAAUCAAAAUAAUUCCAAUUCAGUUGCUAAGUUUCCAAGUAAUGCUCCUCCAACUUUGUCUAAGCCCAGAGAAAUGGUAUCAAGGAGCAUGAAUGCUGCUCCAUCUGUAUUGUUCAAACAGCCGGACACUAAUGGAGUUGUUAGUGGAGAAUUGUCGAAUGGAAAAGUCAUGAAUGCCAGUUCUAAUAGAGAGGUGACUGGUCCAUCAUCCGAAGGUACAUCAAACCAAGCAGGGAGAGCAGCUCCUCCUGUCCAUGGCAAGGAGCAGAGUCCUGAAAGGGCUCAAAAACAACAAGCUUCAAAUCAUUCCCGGGGUAAUGCUCAGCCAGUCAUACCAUCAGAUGGACCUGGACAGAGAGAUGAUUCAGCCAAUGCUUCAGCAGCAGCUGCUGCUGCUCGUGCAUGGAUGUCUGUAGGGGCAGGAGGCUUUAAGCAAGUACCUGACAAUUCGAGCUCACCCAAAAAUCAGAUAUCUGCAUAUUCAUUGUACAAUUCGUCAAGAGAGUUGCAGCAGCAUACAUCCCAGAUUCGGGGGAACUUUCCUUCUGGAUCAGUGCCUUUCCAAUCUGACAAGAACAAUUUCCAUUUCAAGCACUUGCACCGCAACCUGCUGCCUUACAAUUUCCAAACAGACCUAUGGAUCGCCUGCAAAGCAAUCAUCAGGGGUCGUUGCCUCACAGCAACCAGACCUAGCUUUGCAGCUAUGAUGUGGCAUUGCUGUCUUGAUGUUUCCAAAGGAAUUGAACUUAUUAGAACUGGGUUCCUCUCAUUGGAUUUUGAAUUUUCAUCCCAGAAGGCCUGCAUACAUGUGAGAGAGAUAAAGGUCUACCUUGGUUACGAUUUGGUGCAAGACUGCAAGGUAGUGCUGAUUCAAAAAUGUGCUUGCAAGUUCGGAAGACUCAUGGUGGAUUAA